This is a messenger RNA of Dracunculus medinensis (Guinea worm), 939 nucleotides long. NCBI's taxonomy places the organism in Eukaryota, Metazoa, Nematoda, Chromadorea, Rhabditida, Dracunculidae. The record is from the annotation of a GenBank genome assembly.
AUGAAAAGCCUUGGUGGAUAUGGUGCGCUAAUAAUUACAACAAUAAUGAUUAAUGCUAGUAACAAUAAAAAUUUGAGGGAGAUGGCAGGUCAUGCGGACGCUUGUGGUAGUUCAGUGGCACUAAAAAAUUGGGAGCUGUCGAAUGGAAUUGAUUCAGUGGAAAAAAUUUAUCGAUACGAUGCAAAUGAACAGCAAGCAAUACUUGCUGUAAAACCAUGGGAAAAAGAUCCGCAUUAUUUCAAGGAAGUGAAAAUUUCAGCUUUAGCAUUAUUAAAAAUGGUAAUGCAUGCGAGACGAGGUGGAAACCUCGAAAUUAUGGGUGUGAUUCAAGGAAAAGUUGAUGCACAUACGAUUAUUAUUAUGGAUAGUUUUGCUUUACCAGUGGAAGGCACGGAAACGAGAGUUAAUGCGCAAUCACAAGCUUAUGAAUAUAUGAGCAUUUAUAGUGAAAACUGUGAACCAGUUGGACGAUUAGAUAAGGUUGUUGGAUGGUACCAUAGUCAUCCUGGAUAUGGGUGUUGGUUAAGUGGAAUUGAUGUUGCUACACAGUCAUUAAACCAACAAUUUCAAGAGCCAUUCGUUGCUGUAGUUAUUGAUCCUAUUCGGACAAUAUCAGCUGGAAAAGUCGAUCUUGGUGCAUUUAGAACAUAUCCGAAAGGAUAUAAACCGCCGGAUGAACAACCUUCUGAAUAUCAAUCAAUUCCGUUGAAUAAAAUCGAAGAUUUUGGUGUUCAUUGUAAACAGUAUUAUCCCUUAGAAGUCAGUUACUUUAAAUCGUCGCUGGAUGCUCGUUUAUUGGAAUCUUUGUGGAAUACAUAUUGGGUAACGACAUUGUCCAGUAAUCCGCUUCUUACUAAUUUCUCUUACACAACGCAGCAAGUAAAAGAAUUGUCGUCAAAGUUGGAAAAAGUUCAUGAUAAAAUCAAGAAACUAAAAUAA